Molecule: messenger RNA, 3492 nt
Organism: Rotaria sordida
Lineage: Eukaryota; Metazoa; Rotifera; Eurotatoria; Philodinida; Philodinidae
Source: the annotation of a GenBank genome assembly
AUGGCCAUGUCAAAUUUUGUAUAUAGUUUCUUUUUAUUCUCCAUUGUACAUUCAUUUUCAAUGCCACCGACAAUAUUAAAAGAACCUGAUUCGGAUAUAAUUUUCGAUCCGCGUAUUAAUCUUGAAUUAAUAUGUUUAGCAAAAGGCGAUCCAACUCUAGUUUAUACAUGGACUAAAAAUGGAUUAUUAUAUACAGUAGAUACACAAAAUAAUAAUGUUAUUAUGGCAAAUGAUUCUGGUACACUUAUUUUUACUCAACCACAAAGUAUUGAUCAAGGAUGGUAUCAAUGUAAUGCAACAAAUAUUUGGGGUACUGCAGUAUCACGUCGAGUUCAUGUACGUCUUGCAGAACUUGGUGCAUUUCCUAUUUAUGAUAGAGCUCAAAUAAUUCAAGUAAGACGUGGUGAUUCAUUAAAAAUUCCAUGUAAACCACCAAUUGGUGUACCUGAUCCAGAAAUUUAUUGGACAGAUAAUGCAAAUGUUGGUGAUCAAUUUGGUUUUCGUGUUGCAAAUCCACGUAUACAACAAGAUUAUGAUGGAAAUCUUUAUUUUCUUAAUGUAAAAGAUGAAGAUGAACAAAAACAAUUUAUAUGUAAUGCAUUUUCACGUAAAUUAAAUGUUAUUCGUCGUGGUACAUUAACAAAAUUACAAGUUAUUCAAUCCGAUCCAAUUGAUCGUAAACCAACAAAAUUAUGGUCAUCAGAUGCAUAUAAAGUUUUUUUAAAAGGAAAAAAUUUAUCAUUAAAAUGUAUAUUUGAUGGUUUACCAACACCAGAUGUUAUAUGGAGAAAAAUAAAUGGUCGUAUACCUGAAAGACGUUCUAGUAUUAUUCUAGAGAAACAAGAAUUAAUUAUAAAUGAUCUUCAAUAUGAAGAUGAAGGUGUAUAUGAAUGUCGAGGACAUAAUGAAUUAGGUUAUGAUACAUUUAGUAUUAAUGUUCAAAUUGAAGCUGAUCCAUAUUGGAUAGAAAAGCCAAAAGAUAUACAUGUAACAGAAGGUGAAACAGUUGAUGUUACGUGUCAUACAGAAGCUAAGCCAACACUAAAAGUUACUCAAUGGUUAAUCAAUGGCAUACCGUUACAAGAUAUCAGCGUUCCAUAUAAUCCACGUCGAGUUAUUAUGAAAAAUCGACUAGUUAUACAAAAUAUAACAAAAUCUGAUACAGCUGUUUAUCAAUGUAAUGUUUCUAAUAUACAUGGUUAUAUUUUUGGAAAUUUUUUUAUUAAUGUUAUUUCGGAAAAACCAAAAAUUCAACGUGGACCGGAUACACUUUAUCGUGUUGUUGAAGGACAAAGUGUCAUUUUACCAUGUGAAACAAAUGGCGUGCCAACACCUAAAGUCUAUUGGCAUAAACGUAAUCGAAUUAUUACUGGUGUAAGAUAUUCCAUAUCAAAAGAUGGAAGUUUAACAAUUCAAGAUGUAUCAUCAUUAGAUAAUGGAAUUUAUAUUUGUAAUGCAACAAAUAAAUUUGGUUCUGAUAUACGUAAUACAACAUUAAAUAUUAAACAAAAAACACGUAUUCAAACUCGACCAAAUAAUCAACAAAUACGUCGAGGUUCACAAGCUAUAUUUCGUUGUACAGCUAUUGCUGAUAAUUCAUUAACAUAUGAUAUUAAUUGGUAUAAAGAUGGUAAAUUAUUAACUUAUACAGGUCGUUUUAUUAAAGAUAUAACAGAUCAAAAUACAUUAAAAAUUGUUGAUGUACAAUUUGAUGAUGCUGGUUCAUAUGUAUGUCGUGCAAGUACAGAAUUAGAUUUUGAUGAUGCAAGUGCAACAUUAAUUGUACAAGAUCGACCAAAUAGACCAAAAAUAACAAAAAUUAUUUGUAAUGGAUCAAAUGAUCAACCAUUUGCAAUUGUUCAAUGGCAAGGAACAGGUGAUAAUAAUGCACGAAUAAUCUAUUAUGAAUUACAAUAUAAUACAUCAUUUCAAACAAAGGAUUGGAUAUCUGUACCUAUUGAACAACGAAAAGAAUCUUUUAAUGAAGUUACAUCACCAGAAGGUUCUAUUAAUUUAGAAUCUAAAACUGCAAUUUUUAAUACAACAAAUAUUCCAUCAAAUCAAAAUGAUUUACGUGUAUCAUUAUCAUGUUGGGCUAAUUAUACAUUUCGUAUUAUUGCUUAUAAUCGUGUUGGUGCAAGUGAUGCAAGUCCUAUUUCAGAAUCAAUGUGUACAACAAAAACAUGUCGACCUAAGACAAAUCCUAUUGGUGUUAAAGCUUCUACUACACAAUCUGUACCAUUAUUAAUCGAAUGGGAUAAUAUGCCUGCAAUAAAAAGGGGUUCACCAACAUUUUGGUAUGAAGUUGGUUGGCGUCAAUUUCCUUUAGGCACUGAUCCAGGACCAUUUUCAAUGCAAAUUAUUUAUCCACCACAACAUCAAUUUCCUAUACCAAAUUCAAUAAUGAAUAUGCGAUAUCAAUAUUAUGUUAAAGCAGUCAAUCAACAACUAGGAGAAAUCAAUAGCACCGGUGCCAUUGAACCUCCAGUGUACAACAUUGCUUUUGCCGGUGAUUCAGCACCAACAUAUGUUCCACGUAAUUUUCGUGUAUUACAAAUGCUUGAUAGUACAACAGUACAAUUUGCAUGGGAUCCACCAUUAUCUUCUGAUGAAAUUAAUAUUCGUGGCGUUCUUAAAGCUUAUCAGAUUGAAAUAUUUCGACUUGAUGAUCCCGUAAAAUCUCGUCUUGUGAUAUCUGAUAUUUUACCAAAUCAAACUUGGACAACAGUUUUUAAUGCACCACCUAAUGCUGAUGUUGGUGCUCAUAUUCGUAUUGAAACAGAACGAUAUUUUGGACCAACAAGUCCUGUUAUUCAAUUUCCUACACGAGAAGGUCGUCCAGGACCAGUAACUAAUUUACGUGGUGUACCUUAUACUAGUAAUGGAAUUUUUCUACUUUGGGAUCCACCAGAUGAAACAAAUGGUGUUAUAAUUGGUUAUCAAAUUGAUUAUAAACCUAUUGAAAGUAUUGCUUCUCAACCCGGUAUUGAUCAACCUUCAAUAUUACUUCGUGAUGAUACUCGUCGAAAUUAUCUUCUUAGUAGUCUUAAUCCAGAUACAAAAUAUCGUGUUCAAGUACGAGCACGAACAUCAGUUGGUCCAUCAAUAAGUCCAGCUAUUAUUGAGCUAACAACAAAUUUAAGUCUUGCUCCAUCAAAACCAACAUUUACAGUAACUCAUCGAGGACAAACAUUUUUUAAUAUCUCUUUUGAUCCAACAAUAAUGACUGUUCCUGGUAGUCUAUAUUUUGUACAAUAUAAAGAAAACGAUAAAGAUGAUCAAGCUAAUUUUAAAACAUCUUAUACUGUUUCAAAUGAUCGUACUAUUUUUGUUAAUGGACUUGAAGCUGGUAAAAUAUAUACAACAAUAUUAGUUGCCAGUGAUGGUAUUCAAGCUGAAACUAAAAGUGAUCCUCAAAUGGUAUCAACACUUAAUAAGGGUACAUUUUUAUAUCUUUAUUUUUUUUUUUUACUUAAGAAAAAUUUCUCUUGA